Trifolium pratense (red clover) is the source of this 1064-nucleotide messenger RNA. Its product is annotated as abscisic acid receptor PYL8-like. Gene Ontology annotation, molecular function: signaling receptor activity; abscisic acid binding; protein phosphatase inhibitor activity. The record is from RefSeq and is a predicted model, not a curated record. Lineage: Eukaryota; Viridiplantae; Streptophyta; Magnoliopsida; Fabales; Fabaceae. The coding region runs from base 317 to 907 and encodes 196 amino acids. Gene Ontology annotation, biological process: abscisic acid-activated signaling pathway. Gene Ontology annotation, cellular component: cytoplasm; nucleus. The transcript has 3 exons.
UUUUUUCUUCUUUUACUUUUCACGAUUUAAAUUAAAAAUAAUAAUAAUUCGAGAUAAGUGAUAGAUAGAAGAGUUGUUGUUGGUGGUGGAUGACGGUGCAAACGCGUUUUAAUAACCGUUUCUUUCUUUUUUUGUCUCAACAAACUUCUCGAACCUUCCAUCGGAGAAACUCGCCGGAACUAAAUCGGAGCUCCGAUCGUCGGAAAUCAAUAUUUGUUUAUUAGUUCUAGAUUCGAUUUUUGCGUUGCCAUCGUCGGUGGACGGUGGUUUUGUUAGUUAUUAAGAGGUGAAACGGUGGCGUUUACGUUUAUUGACGAUGGAGAACGGCACCGGAAAUGGAGGAUUUAGCAGCACGGAGAUGGAAUAUAUAAGAAGACAUCACAAUCAGGAACCAUCGGAGAAUCAGUGUGCUUCUGCUCUUGUUAAGCAUAUCAAAGCUCCUGUUCCUCUUGUAUGGUCUUUGGUGAGGAGAUUUGAUCAGCCACAGAAAUAUAAACCGUUCAUUAGCAGGUGUGUGGUGAGGGGAAACCUUGAGAUUGGAAGCUUAAGAGAAGUUGAUGUUAAGUCUGGGCUUCCUGCUACAACUAGUACCGAAAGAUUGGAGGUUCUUGAUGACAAUGAGCAUAUUCUAAGCAUAAGGAUUAUCGGCGGUGAUCAUAGGCUUAGGAACUACUCGUCUAUCAUGUCCCUCCACCCAGAAAUUAUUGACGGACGACCAGGAACCCUAGUAAUUGAAUCUUUUGUGGUAGAUGUACCAGAGGGGAAUACCAAGGACGAGACCUGCUACUUCAUUGAAGCCUUGAUUAAGUGCAAUCUCAAAUCACUUUCAGACGUCUCAGAAGGGCAUGCUGUACAGGACCUUACUGAACCAAUUGAUCGGAUGCAGGAGUUGUUGAUAAGUGGCUGAGAACUUGGCUGCCACGGAUGAAGCUUCGAGGCUUACCUGGGAGACGGACUGGCAAGUGGAAAUAGUGCUUGUUUCAUAUGUUUUAGAUUUGUAGAAUUGCUCAUUUGGUCUGCUUUAUUAAUCGUCUGUGUUAUAUAUAUAUAUAUAUAUAUAUAUA